AUGACAUCACCACUUUGGCUGACUCGACGCGACUUUUUAGCCCUCGACCUGACCAGACCUCGUAACCAACCGUUGUCUCUUGAAGCCCACAAAGCUCUUCGCUUGGAGCGAGCACAUCGUCUACUCUGGCCCACUGAACUGACUGACCGGCCGCUGUCACCUAGCAACCGAAGCAGAAGCAUGUAUCGUCAAAACAGUGCAUCCAGGAAGCCGGAGCUGUGUCAUGUGCAUCAGUACACCGGUCACGAGCCCAUGACAUUGGUCCAGAGACAUAGGUUAGCUAGCAACUAUACAAUGCCUCCCUCAUCAUAA
Messenger RNA from Protopolystoma xenopodis, 312 nucleotides. NCBI's taxonomy places the organism in Eukaryota, Metazoa, Platyhelminthes, Monogenea, Polystomatidea, Polystomatidae. The record is from the annotation of a GenBank genome assembly.